Messenger RNA from Sphaerodactylus townsendi, 3991 nucleotides. RefSeq names its product LHFPL tetraspan subfamily member 4 (gene LHFPL4). Lineage: Eukaryota; Metazoa; Chordata; Lepidosauria; Squamata; Sphaerodactylidae. Bases 373 to 1041 code for a protein of 222 amino acids. The transcript is spliced from 4 exons. Gene Ontology annotation, biological process: gamma-aminobutyric acid receptor clustering; sensory perception of sound. Gene Ontology annotation, cellular component: plasma membrane; inhibitory synapse; postsynaptic membrane. Gene Ontology annotation, molecular function: GABA receptor binding. The record is from RefSeq and is a predicted model, not a curated record.
UUCCCCCUCCCCACCCUCCCCCUCCCCUUUCUCGCCAUCAGCUCGUGCCCGCGCCUCCCGCCGCGUGCCCGCGCUCCGGCCAGGCAGGAGCAAAGAGACGGCAGCCAAGAUGGAGUCGCGGCUGGCGCGCCUGCAGCCGCAGCGGCAGGGAGCCGGCGAGCGCGUCUAGGGCCAGCCCUCCCCGCAGCCCCCCGCCCCAUGGCCUGGCCCCUCGGCGGCCACCCGCUGGGCUCUCCCUCCGCCGGCGCCGCCGCGGGGCUCCCGAGGCCCCCAGCCGCGUGCCCGUGAGACGGUGGUGGUGCCGCCGCCCGUGCCGGUGCGCCCUUCGCUGCGUCUCUGCGGGGGGCUGCGCGCCCCGACCCGCCGGCCAGGAUGCUGCCGUCGCAGGAGGCCUCCAAGCUGUACCAUGACAACUACAUGCGCAACUCGCGGGCCAUCGGCGUGCUGUGGGCCAUCUUCACCAUCUGCUUCGCCAUCAUCAACGUGGUGGUCUUCAUCCAGCCCUACUGGAUCGGCGACAGCGUCAGCACGCCCAAGCCGGGCUACUUCGGCCUCUUCCAGUACUGCACGGGCGACGACGGCAGCAACCGCGAGAUCAAGUGCCACGGCUCCUUCGCCGAGUUCGCCCACAUCCCCUCGGGCGCCUUCAAGGCGGCCUCCUUCUUCGUGCUGCUCUCCAUGGUGCUGAUCCUGGGCUGCAUCACCUGCUUCGCCCUCUUCUUCUUCUGCAACACGGCCACCGUCUACAAGAUCUGCGCCUGGAUGCAGCUGCUGGCAGCUCUCUGCCUGGUGCUGGGCUGCAUGAUAUUCCCAGAUGGCUGGGAUUCAGAGAAGGUCAGGGACAUGUGUGGGGAGAAGACGGGGAAGUACUCGCUGGGCGACUGCUCCGUGCGCUGGGCUUACAUCCUGGCCAUCAUCGGCAUCUUGAACGCCCUCAUCCUCUCCUUCCUGGCCUUUGUCCUGGGCAACCGGCAGAACGACCUGCUUCUCGAGGAGCUCAAAACAGAGAACAAAGAUUUUGUUGGCACCGCGAGGAUAUAAUGUAGAAGAGGCAGGAGCCCCUCCCCCCAUCGGUAUCUGGAUCGGACUCUUUCUCUCCUCCUCCUCCUCCCCCCGUCCCACAUCUCCCACCGCCUUUCUUUCGCUGCCGCCAGCUGGAAAAAGAUCAUCAGACUCCAAAGCCUCAGAAUCUGCCAACCGUCUCACCUGCGUGCCACGUCCGGCCCUCAUGAUUCGCCAGCUUCGGCCCCCCGCACUUCUGCUGACUGGUUGCCGACGGAGGGGAAGGUCAACACAGACACCCUCAGCUCAUCUUGAACUUGCCGCUUUUGGGGGCGGGGGGGGGGGGAAGAAACACACAACUGCAAUUUCGUGUUUAAAGGAACGACGUCCCUCAAAUUUUUCACAUUCGUCCGAAGGGAGUCAGCCCUUUUUACGAAAAGCUGCCACGAUAACCCCCCCCCCGCCCGUGCCCGUCUUUCUCAAGACCUGGUGCCAGCGUUGCAACAGACUGUGUUGGGGGCCCACCUCUCUGCCUCAUCUGUCCCCCAUUUCUGACCUUCCGUCAACUUAGCGCACUCCCAUCCCCAUAAUGGGGCCAAACCAGCACCUGAGACUGGCCCAUUUGAUACUUUUGUGAGUAAACUGAAUUGUCUCUGAACAGGGUAUGGUGAGCCCAAAUCCUCUUUACCUUUGGGGGUUGCUGCCACCAGAACUUCUCAUUCUCCACGCAUCCUGCCCAGGCGGUGCAGCCAUACUUUGAAAUGUGCAGAAAAGCCGACUAGGGAGGGGGUGGUCAGCUAGCUUCUCUCUGCUUAUCGUGGGGGCCCCACACAGUCUCAACCUGGAGGGUGACUCCUCUACCACUGAAUGUAACCCUCGGUCAAGGCCCCCCACCCAUAGAGAGAGAGCCAGCUGUGGAAGGAGGCCUCACACUUUCUUCUUGCCUGCUUCAAAGCAUCAACACUCUCCCAGGCUGUGGCCACGGUUCAGUUCUGAGCCUGGUGUCAAAAUGCUAUUUUGUAGUGCUUCAGCUACUCGUGUGAAAGCAGCAUUGCAGCUCCAGGUAGCCUAAGGAUCUGGGGCAGAUCGAGGUUCCACCACCACUAUUACAAACAGAAAAAUGUUCCAAUUUUAGUAUAUGCGCUGCCGAAGCGAGCACUAUUUCGAACAAAGAUCAUCCGGGUAAGAGAGUGUAGGCCGGAGUCUCCCCUUCUGCAGGAAUGUGCUUCCUGAGUAUAUCCUGUGUCAGAUUAAAGUAUGACAACAUGCUAACUUCAGUGAGGACUUGAGCCUCCCAGAAAUGUGUCCUGAUUCAUAUUUCCCAUGCUCUCAGUGACCACCAACCAGGACACAUUGCCUGGAGGCGUUUGGACAGCAUUGUCCUCUCUGGACAGCAUCUGACCAGACCCUCACGAGAUGACUAGGUUCUGUACAUGCAACUGUGUUGUCCAUCCAACAUAGUGUCUCUGGCUACCAAUGCACGCCCCCCCUUGUCAUUUGAACUAGGCUUCAGGCCAAGACUAGGCUUCAAACCCUCCCCAAGAGGGGCUCCCAAGCUAAGGUGAGGGCAAACCUCCUCUUGUGCCAAAAUAGGCCCAACUGGGUGACGCUUCACACAGUGUCAAGCGCCCCUUCAUUUCUCUCAGCUCUCAACAGGCAGCUGCUAAGCCAAUAUGACCACGAAGCAAGCAAUAGUAGUGUUGGCAGCAGCCACCAGUGUCCCUUUUUAACAAAGCUAACCAAGACCUGGUGAUGCAGAGAGAAUCUGUUUCACAGACCGACAUAGCCCCAGGUAAGUGGCAAGGAACGCGGGGAGGCAACGACAGAAGAAAAAGGUAAGAGGGAGCGGAGAAAAGGUCUAAGAUGGAGGUCUGCGACUGAAAACCCAAGGGAUACCUCGCAUGAUGGUAACAAUCAAACAGCAAGCUAAAUAAUUUACUUCUAAUGGUAUCCAAAAUAUCUGUUGCCUGAGGCAGGCUCACCACACAUGGUGAGAGGAACAGGGCUUGUCCUGAGGGAAUGAUAUGAAGGCCUAGUUCUGGGCCUGCAGAAAGAAUGUGUAAGUGAAGAAGAACAUAAAGACAUUGGGCAAAAAAAAAAUGUCUGUCGGGGCUGUACGGCUUCUGGGAAUGUGAUGCUCUCGAAAAGGAAGCUCGAAGAAUGUGGAGACCUUGUGCAUUACAGUGACUUUCAUGUGGACUGUGUUCACCAAGUAGUAGUAGCGCUAGGAAGACGUCAAGCAGUUGUCAGUGGAGCUAAGGGAAAGAUGCGAUAACCCCUAGGUCCAGCUUUACUAGAACCAGCCACGUGUGCUGUGCCACUGAAAAGCGCCAAGGGAAUUGGCCGGUUCACAGGGGGAAAAAAAAUCACUGUGGGGAGUGAUCCUCCCUCCAUCUCAAAACCCAGAGUAAAAUUACGAGGAGACAGGCAUAUGUCAAGCGUUCAGUCCACUCAUUAAAGCUGCAGUUCUAAACAUACUUACUUGGGAGUAGUUUUCAUUGAACCUUAGAAGGACUGAGUCGACACGCAGAAGAUUUGGCUGCAAAUCUCUUAAUUCAGGCGCCACAACAGAAAGUGGUUCUUUGCCAAGGAGGGGUGGGCAGAAACUUUGUAAGCGCAAGGCACAUGGCCCUGCCUUCCUGUUUCCAGGUCGUUUCCUCCAAGUCAGCCAUUUUAGCAAAGUCCAAAACAUAAUGAUAAAGGAUUUGAGAGCUCAGAAUGAAGGUGUGGAGUUACCCCCUGCAAUUCCAGAAGGAUACAGGAGCCACCGGAUAUAGAUUACCCUGUAGUGGUGGGGGGUGGGGGGUGGGGGGUGGGGGGAGGACAAGGUGCACAGGAUGGAACCACAGUGGAUGAAAACAGCAAGAUUGGUGGAGAAGGGAAUACAAUAGCUGUAAUAUAUAUCUGUAUUUUAGUACAAAAAAAGUUUGAUACAGUGUUUCACAAAAACUUAUUGGAAAACAUAAAAUUCAAAAUGGAUGGAUUGGAA